GCGGCGGCCAUCCGGGCCGAGAAGAGCCGCAGCGGCUCCUCCCGCCAGUCCAUCCAGAAGUACGUGAAGAGCCAUUACAAGGUGGGCCAGCACGCUGACGCCCAGAUCAAGCUCUCCAUUCGGCGCCUGCUCGCCGCCGGCAUCCUCAAGCAGACCAAAGGGAUCGGCGCCUCCGGCUCUUUCCGCCUGGCCAAGACGGACAAGGCGAAGAAGUCCCCGGCCAGGAAGAGGAAGAAGGCGGCCAGGAAAUCCACGUCGCCCCGGAAAGCGGCUAGGCCCAGGAAAGCCAAGUCGCCGGCAAAGAAGCCCAAAUCUGCCGCCAGCAAAGCUAGGAAGAAGUCAAGGGCCAGCCCAAAGAAAGCCAAGACGACAAAGACUUUUAAGGUCAAGUCGCUGAAGGCGUCCAAGCCCAAGAAGGCAAAGCGGUCAAAACCCAAAGCCAACUCCAGUGCCCGGAAAUCACCCAAGAAGAAGUGAGAAGUCUAGAGGCGUUUCGGUACUCUCCCCGUUGGUUUCUGUAAAUAGCUUUUGCAUUUAUUUUUACCCCUUUCUAUUGCAUUUUAUAAAGAAUUGAUCUAUUCCUGUCUGGAAAUAGCUAAAACAAGGCAGUUAAUGAAAGAAAAAAGGAACACCUUUGGUAUGGAGAGUUCCCAUUUUUAAGAGUUA
Messenger RNA from Aptenodytes forsteri (emperor penguin), 666 nucleotides. RefSeq names its product histone H5. Gene Ontology annotation, molecular function: structural constituent of chromatin; DNA binding. The annotation marks the transcript as partial. Gene Ontology annotation, cellular component: nucleosome. The record is from RefSeq and is a predicted model, not a curated record. The transcript has a single exon. Gene Ontology annotation, biological process: nucleosome assembly. Lineage: Eukaryota; Metazoa; Chordata; Aves; Sphenisciformes; Spheniscidae.